GUUGUUCUCCUGCUCCACGGCACGGCUUCCGUGUCGUAUGUAAAAUGGUGGUCGAGAAUCGUCGCGGUGAGGAAUGCAGCUGCUGCUGCUCCUAACGUAUACGUGGAAGGUCUAAGUGUCGUGAGUUCCCGACAACGACGUCCGCAACGAACGUACUUAAGUACCUAUACUUAUCAAAGCAAAGUCAAAGCCCUCCUCUGCAUCGUAUACACACUCGACAACUCCGGAGCAGACGACGGAGGAGGUGGAGGCAAGAGUGCAGGAAAGGCCCUUCGUAAUCUGCAGCUGAUGCAUAUGUUUAACAACAACAACAACACCACCACCACGUCAACUCUCAUGCAGCGGAGCAACUGCACAUUAUUUUAUUGUAUAUAUACGAGUACAAUAUAACAACGUACAACGGAAUCCUCAGCUGUACACGUACAUAACAAACAGUGUUGUACAACAGAGAGGAGGACGAGGACCAAGAAGAAGAAACGAGGGGCCUGGUGCUGGCCUGCACGGCUCCGUCCCCUGCGAGGCAGUCGACGAUCUAGGCGUCGUCGCAGCUGUAGCCAGCAGGAGGCAACAGCUCCAGGUCAUUAUCGCAAUCCGCACAACGGGAUGGCAGCCGCCGUCGCCACCAGCAGCACCACCUCAGCCGAGUCCAAGACGAGCCAGCAUGGUGCCAAGAAGGGCUGGCUCUUCAAGUGGACCAACUAUCUCAAGGGCUACCAGCGCAGGUGGUUCGUCCUGGACAACGGGCUGCUCUCCUACUACAGGAAUGAACCAACUGGGGGGCCAAAGAUAUCGUCACGACGCAAGCGGAGAGCUGGCAGAGCCUCCGAGAAUCCGAGCGAGAUGUCCCACACGUGUCGGGGCACGAUAUCGUUACACGGGGCCUUAAUACACACGGUGGACGCGUGUACCUUCGUCGUGAGCAACGGCGGGACGCAGACCUUUCACAUAAAGGCCGCGACGGAGGUCGAGCGCCAGGAAUGGGUCACCGCGCUCGAGCUCGCCAAAGCCAAGGCCAUCCAAGCCAUGGAAUCCGACGAGGACGAGGAGGUGUACCAGAGCAACGACAGCCAGAAGGUGGAGACGCCCUCGACGAUGAAGGACCUGCAGGAAAAACUCGAGACUCUGCAAAAGUGGAACGACCUGCUGACCAAGCGGGGCUCGAUGUUCCAGCGCUCCCUCACUGAUCUCGAGACCCUCGAGAACCUCAGUCCCGAGCUAUCUUCCAAGCUCAAGUCCGUCAACGAGAAGGCCACCCAGUUCCGGAUCGCUGCCAACGCCAUGAUCAAAUCGAGCGACGAGUAUCUGCAGCUGGCCCAGCAGCAGGAGCCCAAGUGGAAGAAGAUGCUGCAGCACGAGCGCGACCAGAAGGUCCGCUUCGAGAAGAUGUUUGAGCAAUUGUCGCGACAGUACUCGAGCCUCGAAGAGGCCGCCCAGCACGCCCUCCCGACGGUACAGCCGGGCAGGUCGACCCAUUCGGUGGCAGGUAACAGGUCGCCGAGCGAGGAGGACGACGAGAGCGUUGAAUUUUACGACGCCCAGGAAUCGGACACGUUCACCUUGGGGGUGGCCAACGAAGGCCUGAGCUCGAUCGAGCGAGCCGAGGCUGAGAGCAACAACAACUACUCCCAGGGCAGCGACGAUGGCUCGAGCUCAGAGGGUGACCCCGUCAAUCCAGCCAACGAAUCGUCGUCCUACCUCAUGAUGACCGACGCUGCCAAACGAGCCGGACGCUACGUUCACUCCAACAGCGAGCCCGACGGCAGCGCUUGGAACGCCGACAGCGUCGGUAGCGGCAUCUCCAGGAUGAGGGCCGGCAACGGCACGAGACGAAAACGCAGGACCUGCGUGCCGGACAAGCCCAACUAUCCCCUCAACCUCUGGAGCAUCAUGAAAAAUUGCAUCGGUAAGGAUCUGUCCAAGAUACCGAUGCCCGUCAACUUUUCCGAGCCCCUUAGCAUGCUCCAGAGGCUCACCGAGGACUACGAGUACGCGGAUAUUCUCGACCGGGCAGCCGAGUGCACGGACUACUGCGAGCAGAUGGCCUACGUGGCCGCGUUCACGAUCUCGAGCUACUCGACGACAGCUUCGCGCACGGGCAAGCCCUUCAAUCCGCUCCUAGGUGAGACUUACGAGUGCGAUCGAAGCGACGAUCUCGGCUGGCGUGCCUUCUCGGAACAGGUCUCUCACCAUCCGCCCAUGUCCGCCCAGUACUGCGAGGGCAAGAGCUGGCGCUGCUGGCAAGAGUUCACCAUGACCUCCAAGUUUCGGGGCAAGUACCUGCAGAUCUAUCCCCUUGGCACGGUACACCUCGAGUUCAAGGACGGCGAUCACCACUACACUUGGCACAAGGUCACGACGACGGUGCACAACAUCGUCGUCGGCAAGCUCUGGGUCGAUCAAAGCGGUGACACCGACAUUGUCAACCACAAGCAGGGAGUCAAGUGCCAUCUCAAGUACGUGCCCUACUCGUACUUUGCGCGCGACAGUCAGCGCAAGGUCAAGGGAGUCGUCAUGGACGAGAACAAACAAGCCAAGUGGGUCAUACAGGGUACCUGGGACGCCAAGGUCGAGAUCGCCCCGGUCAUCAGUACGUCAGGCUCGGCUGACAACCCGGUUUAUCAGACCGGGCCGUACGUCCCCGCCUGGAAGCGGCGGAUGCCUCCAGACGACUGUGAAAAGUACUAUAAUUUCACGGAACUGGCCUGCCAGCUCAAUGAGUUCGAGGAGAAUGUGGCACCGACGGACUCGCGUCUACGGCCGGAUCAGCGUUUAAUGGAGAACGGACAAUGGGUGGAAGCUAACGCCGAAAAGAUACGCCUGGAAGAGAAGCAGAGAACCGAAAGACGAGCUCGCGAAGCCGAGGCUGAAAAAGCAGCCGAACAAGGCUUACCAUUCUCACCGUACGAGCCAAUGUGGUUCAAAAAACAAGAAGAUCCGUUCACGAAUAGCCUAUGCCACGUGUACACGGGCGAGUAUUGGGAUUGCAAAAGUAAGCAGGAUUGGUCUCGGUGUCCGAAAAUUUAUUAGAUUGUCUACUUUUAACGACAUGUAUGUACAUUAGCUUGUGACGCUUAUCGACUCGUCGCUCAUUAUCACAAACACAACGGAAUUCAAUGGGCUGAUUGUUCCAGAGUUUGUGUGGAAAGCAGCGUAUGAAAAAAAAAAAAAAAAAAAAAAAAAAAAAAAAAAAAAAAAAAAAAAAAAAAAAAAACAAUACAACACUUUCUGUUAUACAAGAAAAUAUUUAAAAAGAUUGAGCUUUGAUAUUGCUGUUUAUACAGUUACUGAUUCUUCUUUUUCACUAGCCAAAACUCGAUAUCCUUUUUUUUACGGAUCUUUAUUUCCUAUACUCAACGGACAAGUAAAAUUAUGCUUAUUGUGCUCGUUUGUUGGAAAAAAAUUUACUUACUCAAUUACAAAGGUGUGAGAAUUAUUUUUUGCAAUUCGUUGUUAUAAUGUUACGUUGCAUCACCGUACUACAUUAGGUUUUAUUUUUUCUUUUUACCAAACGUUCCGUUAAGUAUCUGAAGAAAAUCCCUUACAAUACGUGCCAGCUUUACACAGAUUGGGUGCAUCAUUAUUUUACAUAUUUUGAAAGAUUGCGUUGAAAUUGCACCAAUAGUGUAUAAUGUACUCUGCCAUUGGAAUCUGCAGCCAUUCUGCUUCGACUUUGUAACUCCUUUUUUCUAUUUUUCAAUAGUUUCAUGAAUGCUGUAGAUGUGCCAAUAUUAUAUUGUUGUGUUUCAUUUGAUAAUUGUUUAACAAUUGUUGCAAUUUCUAUAGUUUUAAACAUUUAGUGACUUACAUGUCUAUGUUAUUAGUUUUUUGAGUUGUAUAAAUAAAUACCGCGUAUUGGUUGAGGACAUACCUACUAAAGUUUGUUGACUGCAUGAUUUACUUGAGUAAGGUAACUCAUCUUAAAGUUCCGAAUCCAAGGCUAUUUUCGCGAUAUUCUUCGUAACACAGAGUCUUUCUUCUGAUUCCAAAAACGAGUUUUGACUCAAUUAAGUAUAGGCUGGAAAAAAUAAUUCGAUCUAUAAUGAGCUUCCAAACUUUUUGUUUAGGAGAGCGUUUUGAGCUUUGUAAUAGCUUUUUUUCUUGUCAAUGAAAAAAAAAAGUGUUAAUGAGUAAAAUACAUAAAAAAGUAUUGUAAUUUAUACAUAUAAAUGAAUAUGCCGAUAUUGUGUAAGCAACUUACAAAAAUACGAUUGUUUUCCUGCAAUAAAAAAAAUUAACAUAAAAAAUUAAUGAAACGAAACUUCCGGUCUUGCUGAAAACAAGAUUCACGAUGUUCGCGUCAGAAAAAUAUCCUUCACAUAAACUAGUAUCAAUAAACUGUUGUUAGGUAAAACAAAAUGCUUGCAAAGCGAAAACUUACAGAAUACACCAAUUGUUACAUUGCAUCUCAGGCUGUAAAAUAAUUUUUAUAGCGCAUAAGAGUUUGAAGAUAAUAUCUGUAAUAUUAUGAUUAUAAAGUUAUAAAUAAUGUAAUGAAGAAUAGUGUAAUUAUAUUAAAUAUAUUUGUGUUACGGAUAGAAAGGAAAGUAAAUUAAAAUGAAAAAGAAAUACAUUUUUGGAACAUUCGAGCACACUUGUACAUAAUGAUAUAUCGUAGCGACGAUAUUAAUAACAAAUUAAAUAAACACACAAAAAGUCCAUACACAAAUAGAUAAUGAAAAUCGAAAGAAUAAAAGGGGGGUGGGACUCUUGUGCGGAACAUUGCUGGACUCGAUGUCGAUGCGCAGAGAAAAAAAAUUUGAAAAAAUACAGGAACAAUAAAAGAACGUGUGCAAUUGUAUUUUUAAGAGCAAAUGCUGCGUCGAGUUCCUAAUUGUAUAUGGGAAAUAUAAAGCCGUACAUGCUGGUCUGUAGUGCCUGUCAUUUUAUAUUUAAUAAAGUAACGAAAAAUUUAAUGUCAGAUUGAGAAAAAAAGUUAUCAUUUGAAAAAUGAGAAACGUUGUAAGUAUUGUAUAAUAUAUUCAUUAAUUUUCCAAUGCAAACGAGAGAGAAUGAGCACGUGUGUACGAGUCAACUGUAUAAAUGUGUAUGCUUGCAAUAGAGGGGCGAGAAAAAAAAUAAUUUUAUUUAUCAAAUCUGAUAAAAAGUGUAUUAUUUAUUCACGACGAGACGAGACGAUUUACAUAUCGUUACUCGACUUUUUGUCAAAUAAAUGAAAGUGACUUUGAUAAGUAGAACACGGAAAAUAAACGUUGUUUGUAUAGAACGGAAUGACACUUGUAAACAAAAAUAAAGAAAAUUAUCAGUUUAA
Molecule: messenger RNA, 5269 nt
Organism: Copidosoma floridanum
Lineage: Eukaryota; Metazoa; Arthropoda; Insecta; Hymenoptera; Encyrtidae
Gene: Osbp
Product: oxysterol binding protein
Cellular component (GO): cytosol; perinuclear endoplasmic reticulum; plasma membrane
Molecular function (GO): sterol binding
Source: RefSeq, a predicted model, not a curated record